AUGUCUGCUACUCCGGUUUAUACAAAGAACGCUGCUCCCCCGGCUGGCCCUUACUCCCAGGCCAUCAAGACUCCUACUGCCAUCUACUGCUCGGGUCAGAUCCCCUGCGACCCUGAGGGCAACCUGAUUGAGGGCACCAUCCAGGAAAAGACUCGUCAGUGUAUCAACAAUCUGAAGGCUGUACUUGAGGAGGCCGGCUCGUCCCUCGAGAAGGUCGUCAAGGUCAACGUCUUCCUCGCGGAUAUGGGUGACUUUGCUAGCAUGAACGAAGAGUACGCCAAGUGGUUCACCCACAAGCCGGCGCGCAGCUGCGUCGCUGUUAAGCAGCUGCCCAAGGGUUUCAUCGAAAACCCGAUAACCUUCAUCACAACUCCCCUCUAUUUCAUCAGCUUCCUCAUCUCCCUCGCCCUAGUUGACCUGCGCAACACCGCUCGUCGCGCGCACUAUCAUGGCGAGCAGAACCCUCCUCGUGUACCGAGCUGGUUGCAUCGCGCCAUCUUCUACCAGCCGUCUCGAUCUACUACUACCGACCGAAAUUCUUCAGGGGUUUCACCUGGGCAGAGACUCAAAGAUGAGGCGCCCGCAAGGAAGAGAAGGGUAACUAGGGGCGGUUUGGAUGAUGAUUACUAUCAUAGCCAUCAGCGAAAGUUGCUGAGAAUGGAAGCAGAAGAGGCGUUUGAGAUGAGACGCUGGGUGAUGAUUGGGUUGAUAGUGAUCAGUUUGGGGCUGAUGUGGAUGAGUUGGAAGCUUGUGAGUUGGGGAUUGGGGGCUGUUAAGGCUUUACUGCGGUCUUAA
Thermochaetoides thermophila DSM 1495 is the source of this 795-nucleotide messenger RNA. RefSeq lists its product as uncharacterized. The transcript has 5 exons. Lineage: Eukaryota; Fungi; Ascomycota; Sordariomycetes; Sordariales; Chaetomiaceae. Gene Ontology annotation, cellular component: mitochondrion; cytosol. Bases 1 to 795 code for a protein of 264 amino acids. Gene Ontology annotation, molecular function: deaminase activity. The record is from RefSeq and is a predicted model, not a curated record.